AUGCCCGAUUUGGGCGGCGGCGGCGGCUGCAGGUCCACCCGCGCCUGCACCAGGGCCGGGCACAACCUGGGCAGCUGCUGCAACCCCGGCCUGGGCCCCUCCCGCGCCUGCGCCCACGCCAGGGCCAGCCUGGGCGGCCAGUGCGGCGGCAGGGCGGCCCCAGGCGGCUACGGCGCGGCUCCAGGCAGCGGCUCCAUGCUGCGGCGGUGGAGCAGAGGAGGGGAGGACGGCGGCUGCUCCAGCAGCGGAUCCGGCGGUGGAGGCCUCGGGGGCGGCGGAUCCGGCGGCCCCCAGGCCCCUGCCGGCGGCGGCGGCCCUGCCCUGCUCGGGAUCGAGCAGGGCCAGGGAGGCGGCGAGCCGGGCUGGUGUGGGUAUCGGUAUGGCCGGACAGCUACUGGUACUGUUUGUGGAAGCAGGUGA
This is a messenger RNA of Panicum virgatum (switchgrass), 420 nucleotides long. Its product is annotated as keratin, type II cytoskeletal 1-like. The record is from RefSeq and is a predicted model, not a curated record. Lineage: Eukaryota; Viridiplantae; Streptophyta; Magnoliopsida; Poales; Poaceae. The transcript is spliced from 2 exons. Bases 1 to 420 code for a protein of 139 amino acids.